This is a messenger RNA of Cololabis saira (Pacific saury), 1445 nucleotides long. RefSeq names its product NK6 homeobox 3 (gene nkx6-3). The record is from RefSeq and is a predicted model, not a curated record. Gene Ontology annotation, molecular function: DNA-binding transcription factor activity, RNA polymerase II-specific; RNA polymerase II cis-regulatory region sequence-specific DNA binding. Gene Ontology annotation, cellular component: nucleus. The transcript is spliced from 3 exons. Lineage: Eukaryota; Metazoa; Chordata; Actinopteri; Beloniformes; Belonidae. The coding region runs from base 1 to 816 and encodes 271 amino acids. Gene Ontology annotation, biological process: regulation of transcription by RNA polymerase II; cell differentiation.
AUGGAUCCAAACAUCCAGGGGUCUUUCUUGUUCAACAACAACCUGAACCAAUUCCCCUCAGACCUGAAGGCACCCGUGUGCCAGUACUCAGUGCCCAACUCUUUCUACAAGCUCAACCCAGGCCUCAACAGCCAGCUGCAGCCAGGGACACCUCACGGCAUCAGCGACAUCCUGAGCCGCUCCAUGGUCGGGGUGGGCUCCACGGGCACCACCACUCUGCUGUCUGGAUACUCCUCCAUGGGUGGAUUCGGCCCCUCCGUUACCAGCACGUCCAUGUACUACAACCGAGACUACAACCCCUCGCUGGGCGGCUUCUCCAAGCUCGGGGCAGAGUGCCCGAUGAAGGGUCGCAGCAUGAGCUGUUGGGCAGAGAGCAGCUGCGACUGGAGAGGAGGAAGGCAGCAGUGCACCAACAGCACAGGUUCUCUGGGAGAAAUACCCAGCAGGAAGAAACACACCAGACCAACAUUCAGUGGGCAUCAGAUAUUUGCUCUGGAGAAAACCUUCGAGCAGACCAAGUACUUGGCUGGACCAGAGAGAGCAAGGUUGGCUUAUUCUCUCGGAAUGACUGAAUCACAAGUUAAGGUGUGGUUCCAGAACCGGCGCACCAAGUGGAGGAAGAAGAGCGCGUCUGAGCCGAGCUCCACGCAGGCCAGCUGCGCGGGCCAGGCCGGGGAGGCCUCGGACAACGAGGUGGAGGACGAGGAGUACAACAAGCCCCUGGACCCCGACUCUGACGACGACAAGAUCCGCCUGCUGCUGCGCAAGCACCGCCGGGCUUUCUCCGUGCUGCGCCUCGGGCCGCACCCCGUCUGAAGCCCUUCAUUCACGCACAUUCACGCACACUCACGCAGACACGCACCUACACGCUGCUCGGUAGACCCGCAUGCUGUCAUAAAUAAUUAGUUUUGAAUACAGAGUUUAAUCAGCAAGCAGUUGCGCAUGCGCAAAACGGUAGACUUGGGGAAUUAAGUUUAAAAUGCUUAUUUUAAAAUUAAACCAGAACCAGACUCCAGGCAGAAACUGGUAAAACAUCUGUGAUAACUGUGAAUGUGAGAGAGGACUGAGACCGUCACAGAUGUAUUUUUUGAGUAGGUGAAGCUCUAUUUGAAUAAACAUGAAGCUAUGAAAACAUGUGACAUGUGUAGGAAAAAAUUAUUUGAAUAGAUCAGUGAACAUAACAUUCCUGGUUUCCUUGUGAAGAGUGAGGAGCAAUCAAGUAAACAGCAAAUCUUCGUGAUAUACAUUGAGGUAAAAUGUAAAGAAACUAAGGUCAAACAUUUCUAACAUUCUUGGUACACAAAUAAGACAUUCCCUGACAGUGUUUAUGGUUCAUGUCAGGCCUCAAGUACAUUCUUAUUUGCUUUUUAAAGGUGUCAGUGAAUUAUGUGUUUUAAUCUGCUAAUUAUACUCUGAGCAAAUGAGAAUUUUGUUCUUAUUUAAAU